Molecule: messenger RNA, 5655 nt
Organism: Scleropages formosus (Asian bonytongue)
Lineage: Eukaryota; Metazoa; Chordata; Actinopteri; Osteoglossiformes; Osteoglossidae
Gene: fhod3b
Product: formin homology 2 domain containing 3b
Exons: 25
Coding region: 380-4849 (1489 amino acids)
Biological process (GO): cardiac myofibril assembly; sarcomere organization; cortical actin cytoskeleton organization
Cellular component (GO): cytoskeleton; cytoplasm
Molecular function (GO): actin filament binding
Source: RefSeq, a predicted model, not a curated record
GCUCGCUCGCUCGCUCUCUCGCGAUGUCCUCGGACCAGAGCGUCCCUCGCAUUUCGGCGACAAGAAGGAGGAGAUAAAAGCACAUACACGCAGCAGGGGCUGGACAGAGGAUGUCUGUGAAAUAUCAAUUAGGCGAAUGAAUCGUGGGUCUCAGAUGCGCGUUUCACACACACAGCAUCCGUGUGCGUUCCUGAGGCUGAAGCGGAGCCGCAUCUCCUCAACUUUGUGACCUCCUCUAAUCUGAUGUCUUAACUGCCACGGUGCCAGACACCCGGGAUUCCUGAUAAAAUCGCACCUUUUCAACCACCCGCAGUCUUGUUUUGUUUCUUCUUUUUUUUUUUUUUUUUUUUUUUAACAAGCUGUUUUGCAUGGAUGCACCAUGGCCACCUUCACGUGCAGGGUUCAGUUCUUAGAUGACACCGAUCCGUUCAACAGCACCAAUUUCCCCGAACCGACGAGACCUCCUCUGUACACCUUCAGACAGGACCUUCCCCUGGUGGACCAGAUCGCAGGAGUCCACAAGACCCUGAAAGCCCCACACAAGCUCGAUGACUGCACCCUGCAGUUGUCUCACAGCGGGACCUACCUGGACCUGGAGUCCACUCUAGCAGAGCAGCGGGAUGAGCUGGAGGGAUUUCAGGAGGACGGCGGGAGAGGCAAGAAGCACAGCAUAGUCCUUCGAACACAGCUGUCGGUCAGGGUUCACGCCUGCAUUGAGAAGCUGUACAACUCAAGUGGGCGAGAGCUGAGACGUGCCCUGUUCUCCCUCAAGCAGAUCUUUCAGGAUGACAAGGACCUGGUGCACGAGUUUGUGGUAGCAGAAGGCCUGGCAUGCCUGAUAAAGGUGGGAGCGGAAGCAGACCAGAACUACCAGAACUACAUCCUCAGAGCUCUGGGACAGAUCAUGCUCUAUGUGGAUGGGAUGAAUGGGGUCAUUGGUCACAACGAGACCAUCCAGUGGCUUUACACACUCAUUGGAUCCAAGUUCCGGCUGGUGGUGAAGACUGCGCUGAAGUUGCUUCUGGUGUUCGUGGAAUACACCGAGACCAAUGCUGCGCUGCUUGUCAGGGCCAUCAACGUCGUGGACACCAAGAGGGGCUGUAAACUGUGGUCAAAUGCCAUGGAGAUACUGGAUGAGAAAGAUGGAACGGACACUGAGCUACUGGUCUAUGUCAUGACUCUCAUCAACAAGACACUGGCUGGUCUGCCAGACCAGGACUCAUUCUAUGAUGUGGUGGACUGUUUGGAGGAACAGGGCAUCGAGGGCCUGGCCCAGAAGCAUCUCAGCAGGAAGGGGACAGACUUUGACCUGGUAGAGCAGUUCAACAUCUACGAGGUGACCCUGAGACAUGAGGACGGGGACGACGACAGCCAGCCACCACCUGUCGGCCGUAAGGACCGACGACGAGCCAGCCUGGGAAGCAGUAAUGAUAAACGGGGCUUGGAGAGACGCCGCAGCCGAAGACACUCCCUCCACAGUGGGAGGGGCCACACCUCCGCCCCCGCCUCCCCCAGCACUCCACAUUGUCGCACUCAAUCAGGACAGUUCUUGCCUUUUGCUGGACAGAGGGUCCAGGAUGUGUCUGAGAGGAACUGUGGACACGGGAGCCUCUAUUCUAGCCAAUCCCACACCAGCAUCAGCGCCCCAUCCACACCCAUCAGCCGCUAUUGUGCUGCACUCUCCCCUCCAGCGGAACCCAAAGCAGACAGACCAGCCCUCGGGAGUUUGUUGGCAUCGUCAUACCGGCAGCAUCAAGAGUCGCUGGCUGCAGAACGGGAGAGACGGCGCAUUGAGAGAGAGGAGCGCUUGCUCAGGAUUGAGCGUGAAGAGAGGGCUCGCUUCAACCGGGACUAUGUUGACAGAAGGGAGGAGGCCAGACAAGCUCGUGAGGAGAGGUACAGACAGGUGGAGAAGCUGGCUGGGGAGGAAUACGAGAAGGAACGCUCACGAACGGCUCCAAGGGGUCGCAGCGAACUGACCCUGAACCUGAGUCCACCCCCCUCCAGCUCGGCGUCAUCCCGCUGCAGCACCCCAUCCUCUGCAAAUUCCCAGCAAGACGUCUUUUCGGAUCUGCCACCGGCACCAGCGAUGGUCAGUGAACCGGCCCUUUCGCUAGGCGAUUCCACCUCCAGAACCGGUUCAGAACCAGAGCCAGAGGCAGAGCUUCCAGAACCUUCUGCUGAACCGGCGGGAGAUGAAGGACUGCACGAGAGGGACGUGGUUGUUGAGGUUGACCUCAAACCAUUAGGUGAGCGGACGGCUGCUGUAGAGCAGGAUGGGAGGGAAGAGGAUGCGGUACAGCGCGCACGUGAAACGCAAGUGGAAGUGGAGUCGGGACCCGAGCAGGCCGCGGAGCGGGAAGCCGAGGAUGUCGCCACCCUGAGUGAGAAGGAGAGGCAGAACGAGGAGCUGAAUGAGAAGGACAACUGUUCGGCCUCCAGCAUUUCGUCCACCAGCAGCACUCUGGAACGGGAGGAGAAGGAGGAAAAACUCACCUGUGAAAAUGAACCAGGCCAGUGGACACCGUGCAUGAGAGAUGUGGAUGUAAAUGAACAGUGCAGUAAGAUCCUCAAUGGGAAGCUCUUCAUGCUGGAUAUGUUGUACGCACAGAACAAACCUCCAGUGGAGGGUGAGGAGAAGGAGGGCAGCGAGGGCAGUGAGGGGAAGGAGACUGAGAGCCAGGACUUGUCCGUGACCAGUCUAGCCAGCAGGAUCUCAACGUUGGAAGCCAGCCGCCAGGCCUGUGAGGAGAACGUGAAGAAGAUUGACCUGGAGCAACUGGACAACCAGGGCAGCGUGCGAGCAGUGGCUGAAAAGUUUGGGGACCUGAUGAAGGGCAUGGUGUCACCACCAGAAGCCGACGUGCCAGAAAGGCAGCAGCUUCCAUCAGAUAGACCCAUCAAGAAGGAGUCUGACUACAUCUGGGACCAGCUGAUGGCGAGUCCCCGGCAGCUCCGCAUCAAGGACAUGGACUUCACUGACUUGGCCGACGAAGAUGACGUAGACAUCCUGGAUGUGGACAAUGUAAUGGGUUCGGGAGACCCAGCUCCACCUCCGCCCCCACCUCCCUGCCUCAGCUCCUUGCCACCUCCUCCACCCCUGUUUGGGUGUCCUCCACCCCCUCCUGUUCCUGGCCUUAUGCCACCACCCCCACCCUUCUCAGCACCUGCCCUGCCCCCACAGCCCCACCUAGGCUCUCCACAGUUGGGGCGGGGCGAGCCACCCACCUUCUUGAAGAAGAAGAAGACUAUUCGGUUGUUCUGGAACGAGGUUCGGCCCGUGGAAUGGCCUUAUCGCAGCCACAAGAGGUGUAAGGAGUCCCUGUGGUCAAAACUGGAGCCAGUCAAGGUGGACACCAGCAGACUGGAGCACCUCUUUGAAAGCAAGUCCAAGGAGCUUCCUGUGACCAAGAAAACAGCAGCUGAUGGCAAGCGCCAGGAAAUCAUUGUUCUGGACUCCAAGAGGAGCAAUGCCAUCAACAUUGGGCUCACUGUAUUGCCACCUCCACGCACCAUCAAAACGGCCAUCCUCAACUUCGACGAGUAUGCACUCAACAAGGAGGGCAUUGAGAAAAUCCUGACCAUGAUCCCCACAGAGGAGGAGAAACAGAAGAUCCAGGAAGCUCAGCUGGCGAACCCAGACGUGCCGUUGGGCAGCGCCGAGCAGUUCCUCCUCACAUUGUCCUCCAUCAGCGAGCUGUCUGCCCGGCUGCAGCUCUGGGCCUUCAAGAUGGACUACGAGGUUAUGGAAAAGGAAGUGGCCGAGCCCUUGCAGGACCUGAAGGAAGGGAUGGACCAGCUGGAGAAGAACAAGACACUGCGGUACAUCCUGUCCACGCUGCUCGCCAUUGGCAACUUCCUCAACGGCUCCAGUGCUAAAGGUUUUGAGCUAAGCUAUCUGGAGAAGGUUCCGGAAGUAAAGGACACAGUGCACAAGCAGUCCCUACUACACCAUGCAUGUAGUAUUGUGGUAGAGAAUUUCCCUGACAGCUCAGACCUCUACUCUGAAAUCGGGGCUAUCACACGGUCAGCCAAGGUGGACUUCGACCAACUUCAGGAGAGCCUGUGUCAGAUGGAGAAGAAGUGCAAAGCAUCAUGGGAUCACUUGAAGGUCAUCACCAAGCACGAGAUGAAGCCAGCACUGAAACAGAAGAUGUCAGAGUUUUUGAAGGACUGUGCAGAGAGAAUCAUUAUUCUGAAGAUUGUACAUCGUAGAAUAAUCAACAGGUUCCAUGCCUUCCUGCUGUUCCUGGGCCACCCUCCAUACACUGUGCGGGAGGUGAGCAUCCAUCGCUUCUGCAAGACCGUGAGCGAGUUUGCCCUGGAGUACCGAACGACGCGCGAACGAGUCCUGCAGCAGAGGCAGAAGAGGGCCAGCCACCGCGAGAGGAACAAGACUCGUGGCAAGAUGAUCACAGAUAAUGCAAAAUUCGGCGGCCCGCCAUCGGCAGGUCAGGACAGCUCAGCCCAGGGCCUCCAAUCGGCCGAAGAUGCUGCAGAGCAUGAGCACAUGAAGGCGGUGCUGCGGACCAGCCUGCAGGGCAGCGAUGGCGGGAGCUCCCUGGUCCCUGGGCUGCGCACGCGCACACGAGCCUCCAGGGUAGGCCGCAUGGGCUCGUGGUCAGCGGUUAACGAUGAGUCGCUUGUGACCACAGAGGAUACAGCAGACGAGAUCAUGGAGCGCAUUGUGAGGUCAGCCACACAAGGUCCUAGCCAUCGCACGCUGCCCCUCGAGAGGAGGAGGUCUCGAGCCAACCGCAAGUCACUGAGAAGAACACGGAAAGGAGGAUUGACUCCAGAAGAGGCCCAAGCACUUGGUCUGGUGAGCAGCUCCGAGAUGCAGGUGUGAGACAAGCGGUUCGGCGGUCCAGUGCGCAGUCUGCACCACAGCCUGGGAAGGCCCCGUGAUCCCUUCCCUGACCCCUGCGGUCUCCAGAAGGAACCCUCUGACUCAUGCACUGGGUACUGGUGUUCUUUCAUGGCCAGGGCUUGAGCCAGUAUCAUCUAUUGUGAACAGCAAAGGAUUGUGAAAUUGCUCAUUGAAAUUGAAAUUGCUCUAUUUUUGUCGUGUUGAGAGGACUUGUGAAAUAAUUUAGGAAUAUGACAUUAUUUCAUCAGCCAAAACCGUGACAAUGGCCAGAUUAAACAAAUGCUCUUCCUUUAGUGGGAUGGUUGCUGGAGUAGCUAAGGUAAUGUACAAUUCUCAAGGGUACAAUGCUAGAACUUUCAGAUCCAGAAACCAGCAUUCUCACCAGCAUUGCUGUACAUUACCUGUGUUUUUCCCAUAAGGAUUUAUUUUUAGCAUAGGCUAUGUGCUGCACCACUGAGAUGUUUACAGUAUUUUGCCCAAGGUUAUUUCAGCAGUGUGAUUUAAAAAAAAACCUUACCUUUAAAGUAAUAUUGUCAUUUCAUAAAUCAGAAAUCAUGCUCCCUCAGCUUAGAACAAGGUUCACUUCCACUGUGGUAUCCCAGCCUAUGUAAUGAACCACUGUGUGGUAUUUUUUAAAGAUUGUGAUAGCAUUUCAUACCAAACAAAGAGCUUUGAGCUGGAAUGUCUGCCCCAGAUGGAAGAGUGGAGGUUGGAUAUUGACAGGAGCUGCAAGAAAGGAUGUCUAGGAUAGGUGGAAUGUUUUAAAGGAAAAAUAUACAAUGUUU